Molecule: messenger RNA, 969 nt
Organism: Puccinia graminis f. sp. tritici CRL 75-36-700-3
Lineage: Eukaryota; Fungi; Basidiomycota; Pucciniomycetes; Pucciniales; Pucciniaceae
Exons: 3
Coding region: 1-969 (322 amino acids)
Source: RefSeq, a predicted model, not a curated record
AUGACAAUUUUCGGCCUGCGGCACGUUCUUGAUCAAUACCAAGUCUCAAACAAUGCUAUCCUUCGACGUGCUGACCUCGAACCACUUUACAUUAACCUGAAGGCACUCCAGCAUCCAGCUGGAGGAGAUCUCAAGCGACCUCGUCCUCAUCACUCCCCCCGGUCCCUCGAAAAGCCACCACCUAUUUGGGCUCGCCCAACUUGGCUAGUUCAAAGACAGCAUGCAAAAGAACCCCCGCUCAACCUCAAAGAAAAGCCAACAAAUGUACCUCAUGAGCCCCCACGAAGACGAUCUGCAAGGAUUGAUGCUGCUCAGAAAGCCAGUGGUGAUAGUAGUCGACCCAUCACACCCACUCGCAUCAUUGGAAAACGUACCACCCGGGUUCCCGAAGACAAUUUACCGAAGGACGAUACCCCGCGAUCUCACAAACGGCCUCGUCACAUUUUGAGGUUCAAAGUGCCAAGGAGACCACGUGCCAGGCGGCCGAAGAGAAAGAAGCGUAUACGGGCUACGAAAGCACAAGAUCGACCGUCAACACAAGAGCACUCUGGUAUACCUUCGUCCGACUUCACUUGUAAUGUUGAAAUGCCGGUUGAAAAAGCUCAAGGUCAAACAACACCUGAUUCGACUCAGUCGGAGUGUACGCCGCCCCCGGUGACGACUUGUGGCGCAGGUAAUCAUCCAGACAAUGGCAAGGAUCAAGCACUCCCGGACAAGUAUUUAAGCAUUGAGACACCCUCGAUCAAAUACCCAGGAGACUCCAACAACGUAGAUGCAAUCUCAACUGCUAUGUCAAGCUGUCCAGAUAAGACGCUUGCGGUAGCUUCAAGUCCUCCUCACGAUAGCUAUUCAGCUGAAAUCACAAGAUCACCAAGCAGCAAGAACACAGUGAAGAAAAUAUUAGUCCCCCACGAUUACCUCGAAAAAUCGAUGCUUACCCUAGUAGCUCAAUCGGGCCUAAUAAAAUAG